AUGAGGAAUAAAGAAGUGUUGGUCGCAGUAAAUAGGAAUCAUGGUUGGCACUUUGGUUUCCAAAUCAAGAUGACCUUUCUUCUUCAGACUAUGAUGACAAAUCCACCAGUGAUUCAUUUCCUGGGUUAUCUGAUCAUUGAUAGACAUCUGUUUGUCAAGUUCAUAUCAGACACGGUCACUUAUUUAGUGGUUCUCAUUCAGUUCAAGACAUCAUCAUAUUCAAGAACUCCAGUGAAUGCUACAAAUGAAGUAUUUGAUUAA
Molecule: messenger RNA, 261 nt
Organism: Nezara viridula (southern green stink bug)
Lineage: Eukaryota; Metazoa; Arthropoda; Insecta; Hemiptera; Pentatomidae
Source: the annotation of a GenBank genome assembly